This is a messenger RNA of Botrytis deweyae, 858 nucleotides long. RefSeq lists its product as uncharacterized. The transcript is spliced from 2 exons. Bases 1 to 858 code for a protein of 285 amino acids. The record is from RefSeq and is a predicted model, not a curated record. NCBI's taxonomy places the organism in Eukaryota, Fungi, Ascomycota, Leotiomycetes, Helotiales, Sclerotiniaceae.
AUGACUUCCAGCGAUAUGUGGUCAGCUUCUGCCAUCUCUGAGUGGUGUACCGAAACUUCAACAACAAGCAAUUUUAAAACUACCAUGAACAACAGUGCCCAUACUCGCCAUAGUUCAAGCAGUACCUACAUGCCAGAAGUUGGAUCGCAUCUAUCUUUCAAAGAAUUAGGUCCUAUCAUCUUGCAAAUCGAAGUUGGCAGUGGCAAAGAGCCUGGAGGUACCGUCACUUUCAAAGUCCAUGCCAAACUUAUCUACGCCAAAAUUCCAGCCCUCGAAUAUAUGGUCGCCAAUACUUUUGAAGAAUUCCUAGACCCAGUCAAAGAAAUCCCAGAUGUUAUCCUUGCAAAUGAUGAUCCCAAGGCUUUCAAGUUGCUCGUCGACUGGGUUUAUACCGACAAAAUCGAUGGCGGUCUUAAUAAGAUUGCAAGCAUCGAAAACACAACCAUGCCCUCCAAGGGUUCCUUCAAAGGACUUUUUAUGUCGAUGAAGCUUCCAAUCCUCGUUAAACUCUGCAUUCUUGCAGAAAAAUAUCACAUCCCGCGUCUACAAGAUGAAUCGAUUGGCUUCCUCAUCAAGUUCAUGGUCGAUACCAAGGCAAGAGCUAAUCCUUCUUGUUGGUUGGAGGUCUACAAACACACUAUUUCCAAGUCAAAGUUGAGACUUUUGAUCUCCAGAAUUGCGGUAUGGCAAAUGUCACAAGUUGGUGGAUUGGAUGGAGUUAGUGAUAUUGAUCUCGAUUCGAUCUUAUCUCGCAGUGAGGAAUUACGUUUUGAUAUAUCAACACUCACAGAGGAUAACAUGGGAGGUAGUCUAGCUGAUCCGUUGUUGGCACCAGCUUGUGAUUACUAUAGCGAUUAA